This is a messenger RNA of Aspergillus welwitschiae, 1856 nucleotides long. RefSeq names its product putative hexokinase Kxk. Lineage: Eukaryota; Fungi; Ascomycota; Eurotiomycetes; Eurotiales; Aspergillaceae. The record is from RefSeq and is a predicted model, not a curated record. Gene Ontology annotation, biological process: glycolytic process; glucose 6-phosphate metabolic process; intracellular glucose homeostasis. The coding region runs from base 186 to 1658 and encodes 490 amino acids. Gene Ontology annotation, molecular function: D-glucose binding; ATP binding; glucokinase activity. Gene Ontology annotation, cellular component: mitochondrion; cytosol. The transcript is spliced from 5 exons.
GUUUGCUUCCACGCUUAUGAUUCUGCUGCUGCCCCACGUCACUCCCCCUCGAUCUUCUUUCAUCCCGGUUUCUAAUUCUAACUCUCUCUGCUCCAUCUUCUCCUUGACUUCUCUACAUUCUUCUUUUUGAUCAACUAUCCUUCUCUACUACCUCUUUCUCCAUCUAAUAUCUAUUCACCGUCAUCAUGGUUGGAAUCGGUCCUAAGCGUCCCCCCUCCCGCAAGGGUUCCAUGGCCGAUGUUCCCCAGAACCUCUUGCAGCAGAUCAAGGACUUCGAGGACCAAUUCACCGUCGACCGCUCCAAGCUCAAGCAGAUUGUCAACCACUUUGUCAAGGAAUUGGAAAAGGGUCUCUCUGUCGAGGGUGGAAACAUCCCUAUGAACGUCACCUGGGUUCUGGGAUUCCCCGAUGGCGACGAACAGGGUACUUUCCUCGCCCUCGACAUGGGUGGCACCAACCUGCGUGUUUGUGAGAUCACCCUGACCCAGGAGAAGGGUGCCUUCGACAUCACCCAGUCCAAGUACCGCAUGCCCGAGGAAUUGAAGACCGGUACCGCCGAGGAGCUGUGGGAAUACAUCGCCGACUGCCUGCAGCAAUUCAUCGAGUCCCACCACGAGAACGAGAAGAUCUCCAAGCUGCCCCUGGGUUUCACCUUCUCCUACCCCGCCACCCAGGACUACAUCGACCACGGUGUCCUGCAGCGCUGGACCAAGGGUUUCGACAUUGAUGGUGUCGAGGGCCACGACGUCGUCCCGCCGUUGGAGGCCAUCCUGCAGAAGCGCGGCCUGCCCAUCAAGGUGGCUGCACUGAUCAACGACACCACCGGAACCCUCAUCGCCUCUUCUUACACCGACUCCGACAUGAAGAUCGGCUGCAUCUUCGGUACCGGUGUCAACGCCGCCUACAUGGAGAACGCCGGCUCCAUCCCCAAGCUGGCUCACAUGAACCUGCCCGCCGAUAUGCCCGUGGCCAUCAACUGCGAGUACGGUGCUUUCGACAACGAGCACAUCGUGCUGCCUCUGACCAAGUACGACCACAUCAUCGACCGCGACUCCCCCCGUCCCGGUCAGCAGGCCUUCGAGAAGAUGACCGCUGGUCUGUACCUGGGUGAGAUCUUCCGUCUGGCCCUGAUGGACCUGGUGGAGAACCGCCCCGGCCUCAUCUUCAACGGCCAGGACACCACCAAGCUGCGCAAGCCCUACAUCCUGGAUGCCUCCUUCCUGGCAGCCAUCGAGGAGGACCCCUACGAGAACCUGGAGGAGACCGAGGAGCUCAUGGAGCGCGAGCUCAACAUCAAGGCCACCCCGGCGGAGCUGGAGAUGAUCCGCCGCCUGGCCGAGCUGAUCGGUACGCGUGCCGCUCGCCUGUCGGCCUGCGGUGUUGCCGCCAUUUGCACGAAGAAGAAGAUCGACUCGUGCCACGUUGGUGCCGACGGCUCCGUCUUCACCAAGUACCCUCACUUCAAGGCGCGCGGAGCCAAGGCUCUGCGCGAGAUCCUGGACUGGGCUCCGGAGGAGCAGGACAAGGUGACCAUCAUGGCGGCCGAGGAUGGAUCUGGUGUGGGAGCUGCGCUGAUUGCGGCGCUGACCCUGAAGCGGGUCAAGGCCGGCAACCUGGCCGGUAUCCGAAACAUGGCUGACAUGAAGACCCUGCUAUAAUGACCUGGCGCACAUAAAUAUGAAUUCUUUGGUGUGAUAUUUUAUUCUCUGGUGUUGAGACGGCGGUGGACGGAAUGAAAAUAAUCGAUUACAGUUGUUAUGAAGAAUUGGCCCGGCCUGGUCUGGUCUGGAGCAAUCCUUGUACUGAUUAAAAAGUAAGCCGUAAGCCAGUGAAUGUGUAACUCUCUUGUUCCUAUC